Messenger RNA from Drosophila kikkawai, 1805 nucleotides. It is a transcript of the gene Cyp4e3, whose product is annotated as Cytochrome P450 4e3. The record is from RefSeq and is a predicted model, not a curated record. NCBI's taxonomy places the organism in Eukaryota, Metazoa, Arthropoda, Insecta, Diptera, Drosophilidae. Gene Ontology annotation, molecular function: monooxygenase activity; heme binding; iron ion binding.
GUCUGCUUGAUCGGUGUCUGUCUCUGUGUUCACAUCCCAAACAGGUUUUCCUUCUCAAUAAAUUUAUAAAAAAAAUAAUAAUAAUGUGGUUCGCUGUACUAAUUCUGCUGGCCCUGCCAUUGCUCGUGCUGGUGUACUUUGAACUUCGGGUGUCGCGUCGCCGCCGCCAGCUAAAAGAGUUCAGUGGACCCGCUCCGGUGGCGGUUUUAGGAAAUGCCAAUCGCAUUGGCAAAAAUCCGGCAGAAAUUCUUAAUACGUUUUUCGAGUGGUGGUACGACUGCGGCCGGGAUAACUUUCUCUUUUGGAUCGGGUACAGUGCCCACAUAGUGGUGACCAAUCCCAAGCAGUUGGAGUACAUUCUCAAUAGCCAGCAGCUUAUCCAGAAGUCCACCAUCUAUGACCUACUGCAUCCUUGGCUGGGCUAUGGCCUGCUCACGAGCCAUGGCACCAAAUGGCACAAGCAUCGCAAGAUGAUCACGCCCUCGUUCCACUUCAACAUCCUGCAGGACUUCCAUGAGGUGAUGAACGAGAACUCCACCAAGUUCAUGGCCCAGCUGAGGAAGGCGGCAGUCGGUGACAGCAUCAUUGAUUUCCAAGAGCACUCCAACUACCUUACUCUGGAUGUGAUCUGCGACACGGCCAUGGGAGUGCCCAUCAAUGCCAUGGAGCAGAGAGACUCCUCGAUUGUUCAGGCCUUUAGAAACAUGUGCUAUACCAUCAAUAUGCGGGCCUUCCAUCCCUUCAAGCGUUCCCAUUGGGUCUUUAGCUUGGCCCCAGAGUUUGCUGCCUUCCAGCGAUCCCUGAAGACACUACAGGACUUUACCUACGAUAUCAUUGAGAAGCGCGUGGAGACCCUGCAGAAGGGAGGUCCUAAAAAAGAGCAGGAUCCGUCUGCCCCAAGAAAGAAGAUGGCUUUCCUGGACACACUGUUAUCCUCCACCAUAGACGGUCGUCCGCUGACUCGACAGGAGAUCUACGAGGAGGUGUCAACCUUCAUGUUCGAGGGUCAUGACACAACCACCUCGGGUGUAUCCUUUUCUGGUUACCUGCUCUCUCGACAUCCCGAUGUCCAGCAAAAACUCUACCAGGAACAGUGCGAGGUUAUGGGCAAUGACAUGAACAGGGAUGCCAAUUUUCAGGAGAUUGCCCAAAUGAAGUAUUUGGAUCUUUUUAUCAAGGAAGCCCAGCGCGUCUAUCCCAGUGUUCCAUUCAUUGGCCGCUAUUGCGACAAGGAUUACGAUAUCAAUGGCACUAUCGUGCCCAAGGGCACCACCCUCAAUCUGGCUCUCGUACUGCUGGGCUACAACGAUCGCAUCUUCAAGGAUCCCCAUCAUUUUCGGCCCGAGAGAUUCGAGGAGGAGAAACCGGGUCCCUUUGAGUAUGUGCCCUUUAGUGCUGGUCCCCGGAACUGCAUUGGCCAGAAGUUUGCCCUGUUGGAACUGAAGACCGUGAUCUCAAAGCUGGUGCGAUCCUUCGAAGUAUUACCCGCAGUCGAUGAGCUUGUCUCCAGGGAUGGGCGGAUCAACACCUACCUGGGACUCUCGCCAGGUGAGAAGUUGAAGCGGGAGGCCGGCCGGCACAAGUACGAUCCCGUUCUUUCGGCAGUUCUUACCCUCAAGUCGGACAAUGGCCUGCAUCUUCGCCUUCGGGAGCGACUUCCUUAAUUGUGUAGUUACUUUAACCUUAAGUUUAUCAUUAAGUACUUAAAAACAUACAAAGUUUGUCUUUUAAUAAACAUUUUUUAUGACAUUUAAGUUAAAUCAAUUAUUGUUUUAUGAGCUAUAUAUUUAUAAAAACACUUUUCA